AUGUCCAGCCACUGUAACCAGGACAUGGACGACAUGGACGAUAUUGACGAGGACAAAAUUCUGGAAGGUCUUUCAGUUGAAGAGCUUAAACAGCUCCAGAAUGAAAUCGACAUGAUUGCUGAUGACAGAAAAAUGCUGGGGGACAUAAGACAAAACAAUGUUUCUCAUUAUGCAGUGACUGAAGAAAACAAAGAGGAGGGAUGUGAUGAAGAGAUUGAUGAAGAUAUGAUUCUGGCUGGUCUGUCUGCCGAGGAACUCAAACAGCUCCAGAAUGAGAUGGAAGUGAUAGCUCCUGAUGAAAGAGUACCAGUGGGGAUGAGACAGAAGGACCAGACUGAAAAACCUCCUACAGGUUCAUUUGACCAUAGAUCGCUAGUGGAUUACCUGUAUUGGGAAAGAGAGUCUAAACGUUUAAUAGAGGAGGAAAGAAUUCCUACAACCCUUCUCCCCAGUCUGAAAGAAAUGGAAGACGAAAUGAAGAAUGCAGUAAAAGAACUAGACAAUGAAGCAGAAUGUGUGAAUAAGGAAGAAGCUCAGGAGACUAAUUUAGAAGAUGAUAAAGUAAAGGAGGAAAUGACAGAAGAGGUCACAGAGAAAAUUGUGGAUGUGGAUAACUUUGAGAAACAAAAAAGACUGUCUAUUAACACAAAAAGUAAUGAGAACAAUACAACAGUAAUAUCCUCUCAAGCACUCCUUCAGUCCCAUCCAGAUUUUUCUGAUUCAAAAAAAGAGGAAGAACCUCACAGAUUAGAACAGAAUAAAGAAGAUUUAAUGGUGGAUAAAGGGAAGGAGGUAGAUCAAAAUAAAUCUGUGUCAGCCUAUGAGAACUGGGUUCCUGAGAAAGAGGAGAGGGUCAUAUCUAAGCUGAAGAUCCCAAAGCUUGCACUUGGUAACACUUUGAUUAAAAAGACUGCAAGGCCCUCUGGAAAUGAUACCAAUCUGGAAGGCACUUUGGCUAAGAUUCGUCAUCAGAACCCCUCCAUCACUGAUGUCAAUCUAAACAAUAUUGAAAACAUUCCUAAAGAAAUGCUCUUGGAAUAUAUUGAGGCCCUAAAGAAAAACAAGCAUGUGAAGACCUUUAGCAUUGCAAACACUGGGGCAGACGAAACUGUGGCUUUCUCCUUAGCCAAUAUGCUGAGGGAAAACAGGAGCAUCACCACCCUAAACAUUGAGUCGAACUUUAUCACUGGAAAAGGUAUCAUUGCUAUCAUGCGCUGUCUACAGUUCAAUGAGACUCUGACAGAGCUACGUUUUCACAAUCAGAGACACAUACUGGGCCACCACGCUGAGAUGGAAGUGGCACGCCUUUUAAAGUCUAACAACACACUACUAAAAAUGGGCUACCACUUUGAGCUCCCGGGGCCACGGAUGGUGGUGACAAACCUGCUAACCAGGAACCUGGACCGCCAGCGACAGCAGAGAAAGGAAGAGCAGAGGCUUCAGCAAAUGAAAGAGCAACAGCACAUGAUGAAGCUGUAUGAAAACAGACUGAACAUGGCUCCUGGUCUUUUGGAGAUGUUGGGAGGGUAUAUUCCUGAAAUGGAACUUGUAAAAGUUGCUCAGGUUCCUCAACAACUUUCACAAGGCUUUCAGGAACCUUCCAUGGUAUUGAGUAAAUCUAAGCAAGUACAUAAAAUGCCACUUUCACCCACCUCAGACUCAGUGGAGAUGUUUAAAGAGUUGCAGCUUAAGAAGACUCCCAGACGACGUGACCCAUUAUUGGAGUUGAAUCCAAAAGAGGAAAGAAGUGGUGGAAGAACUAACAUUCAGCUACACAGCACUCCAAAGCACAAAAUAACAGCAACUGAAGAGCAUUUGGAUGACAAGGCCAGUUUAAAAGAUGUUAUAAAGGGACUGAAACCGGUUCCUCGAAGAAGGGAGCCACCCAAAGUGGAUCUAACCCCACGUGACCUUCUUCUUAGUGAGAUUCGACAAAGCAAUGUGGCUUAUCUAAAAUCGGUUCCUCUUCCCAAAGUUCUGGAAUCAGCAGAAACAAGUCUUUUCUGAUGACAGCAUGAAUUCUGACAAACUGCACAAAGGACCACAAAAGGCCAACAUCAUUUCCAACAUCAUUCACAAAUUAGACCAUCAUUUAUCUUUUCAAUAAACGUUAUUAGUUCACUGAGAAGAUAAAUGAUGUGGUACAGUUCAGAAAAAGUACUAUUCAUUUAUCACUACAACUGAACUAGACAAAUACCAUUUACCGCCAUUUUUAAAUAUAAGGCUGUACUAAUUAGCAUGAU
This is a messenger RNA of Trichomycterus rosablanca, 2243 nucleotides long. It is a transcript of the gene lmod3, whose product is annotated as leiomodin 3 (fetal). Gene Ontology annotation, biological process: pointed-end actin filament capping; muscle contraction; myofibril assembly. Gene Ontology annotation, molecular function: tropomyosin binding. The record is from RefSeq and is a predicted model, not a curated record. The coding region runs from base 1 to 2007 and encodes 668 amino acids. Gene Ontology annotation, cellular component: cytoskeleton; myofibril; striated muscle thin filament. The transcript has 4 exons. NCBI's taxonomy places the organism in Eukaryota, Metazoa, Chordata, Actinopteri, Siluriformes, Trichomycteridae.